This is a messenger RNA of Paramecium pentaurelia, 453 nucleotides long. The record is from the annotation of a GenBank genome assembly. Lineage: Eukaryota; Ciliophora; Oligohymenophorea; Peniculida; Parameciidae.
AUGAACAUAUACAAACUCCGAUCUUUAAUUUACGUAUUUGAUUAAGAGUAAUGGUUUAAAUCAAUUUAAUAAUUGUUAAUAACAAAAAAUACAAAUUAACAAUAUUUGGAUGUUAUUCAACAAGCAUAUUUCUAAAAUAUUAAUAAAAUUGAAGAAUAAUGCAUUACAGAAUUAUUAAGACUUUUAUUAAAAGAAAAUGAAAAAUUUUUAAGUCUUAGAUUCUCAAGAAUAAUACAUCAUUAUAUAUUAAAAAAUGCAAAUAAAUUGGAAGGUUUAGAGGAAAUAAUAGUAAACUCUUAGUAAUUAGCUAUAAAGAAGGUUAUGUAAUAAGAUAAUUUAAUGGAAAUCUUGGAAUCUCUUUAAUUUAGAAUUGCUCAUAUGAAAAGUAUUCCUAAACAAAUAAGCAGAGUAUAUUUUGAAGAGAAUAUAAAAAUUUAUAAUGAAAAUAAUUGA